Molecule: messenger RNA, 2013 nt
Organism: Ziziphus jujuba (common jujube)
Lineage: Eukaryota; Viridiplantae; Streptophyta; Magnoliopsida; Rosales; Rhamnaceae
Product: small ribosomal subunit protein mL104 (rPPR9)
Exons: 1
Coding region: 97-1719 (540 amino acids)
Molecular function (GO): protein binding
Source: RefSeq, a predicted model, not a curated record
ACGACGUCGUCUUUGGUCCAGAGGAGUAAAGUGGUUUAGGUUUUGAGUACGAAAGAAGGGAGGUCGUCUGUAUGUUUUGAGUUUCGGAGCAAGAAAAUGCCGCCAUUACAGUUUCUGCAACUCCGGAGAUUGUUUCUCCGGAAACUCUCUUCAUUUUCCUCUUCAUCAUCAUCAUCUUCUUCUUCUUCUUCCAUUUUUUCUUACUCCUCCCAUUUCAGCCAUUUCCAUCCCACCACCUUCAUUCCCAGAAAUUCCACCACUGCUACUAUCACCAGCGCCAUUGCCAGCUCUCUCUUUCUCUUUCAUCCCCAUAUCUCUCUCUCUAAUCACUUCUCUUCUUCCUCCGAAUCCGGAACCCCAUCUCAACAAGGCCCAGAUCAGAUCGCCCUCUCUCUCUCAUCGGAGCUCAAAAAGGACCCAGAAUCCGACCCUCUCUCUAUUACCCAACGCCUCAACCUGAGCUUCUCACACAUAGUCCCAACUCCUUCCCUCGUCCACGCAGCUCUGUGUCUCUCCCCAGAAGCUGGCCGUAUAGUUCUAGGGUUUAACGAGUGGCUCAUCUCGAACCCUAAUUUCGACCACACCGACGAGACUCUUUCGUUCUUCGUCGAUUACUUCGGCCGCCGGAAGGAUUUCAAGGCGACCCACGAUGUGAUUGUUAGUCGGAAAGGCGUUGCUGGUCCCAUAACCCUAGCUUCUGCUAUUGAUAGGCUUGUGAGGGCCGGUAGGCCAACUCAUGCGGUGUCGUUUUUUGAGAGAAUGGAGAGGGAUUAUGGGCUCAAGCGGGAUAAAGAAUCGCUAAGGUUGGUCGUAGAGAAGCUUUGCGAAAAUGGGUAUGCUAGUUAUGCUGAGAAAAUGGUGAAGAACUUGGCCAAUGAAUUUUUCCCUGAUGAGUUUAUCUGUGAUAUGUUGAUUAAGGGUUGGUGUGUUGAUGGGAAGCUUGAGGAAGCAAGGAGAUUAGCUGGGGAGAUGUAUGGGGGAGGUUUUGAGAUUGGAACCGCGGCUUAUAAUGCAAUUCUUGAUUGUGUUUGCAAGCUUUGUAGGGAAAAAGAUCCUUUCCGGCUUCAUUCGGAGGCCGAGAAGGUGUUGAUGGAUAUGGAUCUUUAUGGGGUUCCGAGAAAUGUAGAGACUUUCAAUGUUUUGAUCACCAAUUUGUGUAAGAUCAGGAAGACUGAGGAUGCAUUGCAGUUGUUCUACAAAAUGGGUGAAUGGGGUUGUUAUCCAAAUGCAAAUACUUUUCUUGUUUUAACAAAUAGUUUGUAUCAGGCUGCUAGAGUAGGAGAGGGUGAUGAAAUGAUUGACAGGAUGAAGUCUGCUGGUUUCGGAGAUGCGAUUGACAAGAAAGCUUAUUAUGGGUUUUUGAGGAUUUUGUGUGGGAUUGAGAGAAUUGAUCAUGCUUUGAGUGUUUUUGGGAAGAUGAAGGAGGAUGGUUGCGAGCCAGGGGUGAAGACUUAUGAUUUAUUGAUGACAAAGUUGUGUGCUCAUAACCGAGUCGAUAAAACUAAUGCCCUUUUCAACGAGGCUGUAAGUAGAGGAGUGGAAGUGACUUCCAAAGCAUAUCAGGUGGAUCCAAGAUAUAUGAAGAAGCCAAUGGCUGUGAAGACGGAGAAGAAACGGGAGACAUUGCCGGAAAAAAUGGCAAGGAAGAGGAGACGCCUAAAACAAAUCCGACUGAGUUUUGUGAAGAAACCCAAGAAAAUGAUGCGUCGAACCUUCUAAAUCAUUCUCACUUGAUGGUUGAAUUAUCAAACCUAUCAAGGGGGUAUGACAAUGUUGAUUAAAGGUUUCUUGUUUGAGCUUUGAUAAUUCCAUUUUUUUUUUUUUUUCCUUCCUAAAUGUUUUAUGCAGUUUUUGAGCAGCCUUGUUUUAAUAUUGUUGUUUCCAAAAAACUUAGAAAUAAAUUUACUCUUGCAGAAAACGAAUAGCCUAGAAAUGUAAAUGUUCUCUACCUGGGGUAGAGUCGACUACUACCCUGAUUCUAAGAACAACUUAUACUGUUUUAUGCUUCACGCU